CUAAAUUCAAAACCUUUAUGUGAUUUGGAUCCAUUUUAUCCCUUGCGUCCGUAACCAGGUCCUCACUCUCCUUUCGUUUUUCUCUACUCUCUGAGGCCAAAUCGCAGGCUACGGAGAGAAGAAAGAGAGAUGGGUGGGCUGACGAGCGCGGUGAUAGCCAUAGCAGGAGUUGUGCUGGGUUGGAUCACAAUAGAGAUCGCCUGCAAACCCUGCCUCGAACAAGGUCGCCAAGCCAUUGACCGCUCUCUCAAUCCCGAUUACGACCCGGACGAUGACCAAAAUGUCGACAUUCGAGCCCCUCUCAAUCCCAGCUCUUCACUUCCUCAAGAUUCCGAUCCUAAUGCCCACACUGCUUCUUCCGCUCCCAAAGUUAUCACCAUCUCCUGAUCACCUUUUUCUCUCUUUCGCCCGAGAAUUUGGGGAGCUACUGGGGACUGAAGUUGAGAGGAAGGUUGAUGGUAUGCUCAUAGGAGGAAGCAUGGCCCUAUGUAGCAGUGUUACAACAAUUGCCACUUCUAGGAUUAGGAUUAUGAGAGAAUCAUGAGAAGAAGCAUUCUGACUUUUAUCUAGCUUCAAAAUUUCCGAUGGGUACUGUCGAGUUUAAUAUAUGUUUGUUCCUCUCGAAAUUAUAAAUAACCAAAACCAGAGAAACCUAUAAUCUAAGCAAAAAUGAUAAAUGGUAUAACUCAAAUUAGGUGACAA
Messenger RNA from Vitis vinifera (wine grape), 702 nucleotides. RefSeq lists its product as uncharacterized. The coding region runs from base 272 to 544 and encodes 90 amino acids. The record is from RefSeq and is a predicted model, not a curated record. The transcript has 3 exons. Lineage: Eukaryota; Viridiplantae; Streptophyta; Magnoliopsida; Vitales; Vitaceae.